AGGUCACAGAACCUGGGCGCGGGGAGAUGACGUCACACUAGCCGGACCGCGGUUGCUGGAGCUUGGGCCCUCGCAGCUGACCGCGAGUAGGGACGGGCUGCGACGGCGCUACGAUGACCAUUUGCCAGUUUUUCCUUCAAGGCCGGUGCCGCUUCGGAGACCGCUGCUGGAACGAGCAUCCCGGCGCCCGGGGUGCGGCCGGGGCCCGGCAGCCGCCACCACAGCAGCAGCCGCCCUCAGGGGGUAACCGUCGGGGGUGGAAUGCAGGCAGCCAGAGGUACUCCAAUGUCAUCCAGCCGUCCAGUUUCUCCAAGAGCACGCCCUGGGGUGGCAGCAGAGGUCAGGACAAACCGCCCUUCGGCCCUUUUGAUUCUGGAGCUUCUACCAGCAGAGGCUUUGGGUCACCUCAAAACCCUUUUGCCUCACCUCUCUCUGAUGAGCAGAAAGAUGAAAAGAAACUUCUGGAAGGAAUUGUUAAGGACGUAGAGGUUUGGGAGUCUUCAGGGCAGUGGAUGUUUUCUGUUUACUCACCAGUGAGAAAGAAACCCAACAUUUCAGGUUUCACAGACAUUUCACCAGAAGAGUUGAGGCUUGAGUACCAUAACUUCUUAACCAGCAACAACUUGCAGAGCUAUCUAAACUCUGUUCAACAGCUAGUAAAUCAGUGGAGGAGUAGGAUAAAUGAACUGAAAAAUCUAAAUAUGUCGACCAAAGGAGCUCUGCUCUCUGACUUAAAGGAUGCAGUCAGUCAAGCAGCACCUGCGUUUGGAUUUGGAAGCAAGCAAGCAGGGACAUUUGGGUCACCAGGUUUUCCGGUGAAUAACAGCAGCAGCACUACUGUUCAGAGCUUCAGUUUUAAAACAAGCCCUGGACUGGCCACUGCUCCUUCUGGAAACACCUCGGUGUUUGGAAGUCACCCAGCCUUUGGGGCUGGGCCCUCUGCUGGCUCUGCUGUCUCGUCCUCCAUUCCAGCCUUUGGACUUGGGAAACCUGAAGCCACAUCUGCUGCGUCAUUUUCAUUCAAGAGCCCUGAAGCUUCCAGCUUUGGAUCGCCUGGGUUUUCAGGAUUUCCAGCUCCCAUGGCAACAAGUCCCUUUGGCCCUGCCACAGCCCCUGCCUUUGGAAGUUCUGUGGCUGCUUUCGGCAGUCCUAGCCCACAUUCUCAGACUGUGUUUGCCAAGCCUUGCACUGACGUGUUUGGAGGUAGCAGCAUAUCUAGCUCUGUCCCAGCUUCCAGUGCCCCGGAUAACGCGCUGUUCACACCCAGGGAUCAGCUGACGAAGGAAGAACUGGAACAGUUUCAGUCCCAGAAAUUUACCCUGGGGAAAAUCCCACUGAAGCCGCCACCUGUUGAGCUUCUGACUGUAUAAGGACCGGGUGCAAUACAGAAAGAGUGCUUUAGCCAGGCUCGCUGUGCAGCCUGCAGUCUGAGAGGCUGAGCACCCAGAACGCCUCACAUUCAGGCCAGUGUGUUCAGCACAGAGUGGUAAGAGACCAGCAGCUCUGUGUGGGACCUUCAAAGAGAAAGAUCUGAUGGCUUUUAAAGCAAUGUUUUUAUAGUGCUGGGAAUCACUGGGGCCUCACCCAGGCAAGGCGAGUACUACCUGACCCAUACUCCACCCUAACUAUGACUUCUGAGGUUGUCUUGAUGAGUUUAUGUGUAUAUGGAAGCUUUCAGUAAUUUGAGAGAUUUAACUUUUCUAAACAUCUAGGUAAAUAAAGGACAGCCAAAAAGUCAAUAAGCAAGGGAAAUAUUUUGGGCUGUAAUUAUGAGUGGAACUCAUACAGUGUAUUGAAUAAAGUAAUUUUCACCUUCUUCCAGUUCACUAUCUGCCCCUUUUUAUAGGGAUGUGGACAGUGGUUGCUGCAGAUCAAACCCAGGCACAGUGUCCUGUGCAUGAUAGGCAAUUCUUUGUCACUGAGCCACAUCCCCCAACUCUGACUUGUGCCUGCCUAUGAGGUUACAGAUGGUUGUGAGCCACUGUAUAGAGGUGCUAGGAAUUGAACUCUAGUCCUCAACAACAGUCCUGAGUUUCUGAGCCAUCUCUCCAAUCCUAAGCCCUAACUUUUUACAUGGGGGAAAUAAACUGAGUGGGCGAAGCAGUUGCUGUGUAUGUGAGGACCUGAGUUGAUACCCAGCACUUAGUCCUCAGCACUGAAGAAGCAGAGACGAGUAGAUGCCAGAACUCGCUGAGCAGCGAUUUCCAGAAACCCUGUCAGAAUCUAAGGAUGGAGAACUGAUGGGGGAAGACACCCAACACCAAUCUUUGCCCACCACACAUACCUGUGCACAAACACACACUCAUAUAGUAGACCAGAAAACCAAAUGGCUUACCCAUUGAAAGAUGGGCCCUCCAAAUGUUCAUGCAUAUGUGCAAGGCAUUCAGUCCCUGGGAUCCUUUUAAACAGUGUGAUGCCUAUCUAACUUCAGAGGC
Rattus norvegicus (Norway rat) is the source of this 2435-nucleotide messenger RNA. It is a transcript of the gene Nup42, whose product is annotated as nucleoporin 42. Lineage: Eukaryota; Metazoa; Chordata; Mammalia; Rodentia; Muridae. Bases 114 to 1370 code for a protein of 418 amino acids. Gene Ontology annotation, cellular component: nuclear membrane; nuclear pore. The record is from RefSeq and is marked provisional. Gene Ontology annotation, molecular function: metal ion binding. The transcript has 7 exons.